CAAACAUUCCAUUUCCAUUUGAACAACACGAAUGACGAAAACAAACCGAAAUUUAACCUGAAAGCUCAGAAACAGUUUCUACGAAAUCGGUGUUUAUAUUAUUAAAAUUCAUUUAUAUGUGUUAAUCUGUUAAUCUACUAAAGUAAGUGCUUUUAUAUUCAACUUAUAAGUCUGAUAUUUUUAUAUGCAGGGUAAAAUUGUACAUGUCAGAUUUCAUUCAGAUGAGGCUAGUCUCGAUAUCGAAAAUACUAGAAGGUAAUUAUUUCAAGAUAUUAAUUAAUAAAACUAUUCUUGGAUUCAAAAUUGUUUAAAAUGAAAAUAAAAGUACCAGAUGAUGAUAUUUUAUUUGAAGGACCUCUUUCAGAACCACAAACAAAGGAAGAUGAAGUAACAUUUCAGGAGGAAGUAAGAAAUAUACUGAAGCUUUCAAAAAUUCCUUCCAAAUUUAUAGCUGAAUAUAAAGGUGAUGGUGACGAUUUAAAAUUUAAUCUUCAGGUAUUGACCAACUUCACACAACUCUGUCGGGAGGAAAUAUUCGUUCGUCAUGUCAAAGCCGUUGAAACCAUUGAAUCUAAGGUAGAUGAAUUGCAGUGCCAGCUGAUGUGUCAACAGAAACAACUUUUGGAUCAGGAGCAGAGCCGAGAACAGUUAAAAGAAACUAUGAACAGAUUAGAGGCCGCUCGAAAACUAGCUCAGAAUAAACAUAUUGAGUUAAGUGAAAGGUUGAAGGAGACUUUAGAAAAUCUUCAGCAACAAUGUAAAACUAAAACUUUGGCAGAAAGAAAAAUGGCACAAGAUUUAAAGAAUUAUGAAAAUAAGGCUAAGAACCUUAACGUAUGCCUUGUAGAAACUUCUUCAAAAAUGAACUACUAUACAACACAGGUGAAGGUUCAGACUGCAAUAGUAGAGAGAAAAAUGAAACCAUUGUACCUGGACAAGGACAGAGCAGUUUUUAUGAAGGCUAACUUAAACAACAUGCGUCAACAUAUUGAGGAGUUGGUUCAUCGUGUGAAAAACUUACAAAUGCAAACAUCGGGGCUAUCGGAAAAUGAAUAGUUCCUGACUGACUGAGAUAAUGCUUCUCAUCAUAUAAUUUUGUAAAAAUGGUCUUUCACCUCCAAUACAAUAUAAAAUUUGAAGUUUAAUAAAGUAUUUUUACAAUAA
Messenger RNA from Homalodisca vitripennis (glassy-winged sharpshooter), 1164 nucleotides. RefSeq lists its product as uncharacterized. The transcript is spliced from 8 exons. Gene Ontology annotation, biological process: protein import into nucleus; ribosomal small subunit export from nucleus; mRNA export from nucleus. Gene Ontology annotation, cellular component: nuclear pore. Gene Ontology annotation, molecular function: structural constituent of nuclear pore. The record is from RefSeq and is a predicted model, not a curated record. The coding region runs from base 313 to 1056 and encodes 247 amino acids. NCBI's taxonomy places the organism in Eukaryota, Metazoa, Arthropoda, Insecta, Hemiptera, Cicadellidae.